Molecule: messenger RNA, 1398 nt
Organism: Symbiodinium necroappetens
Lineage: Eukaryota; Dinophyceae; Suessiales; Symbiodiniaceae
Source: the annotation of a GenBank genome assembly
AUGGCUUCUCCGACUCCCUUGGAGCUUCUUCGAACGACCUUCUCGGCUGCAGCUUCUGAUGGGCUGGCAAAGAAGUUCGCAAACACUCCCAAGGACCCGUGGAAGCUGAAAUACUUCCUCGAUCUGAAAGAGACGUCACCUCAAGCGGCUCCCUGCAUCAAAUGCCCUGAGACCGAGGAAUCUCACAUGCUCGACCUGCUCGCCAAGAUGGCACUCUAUGCCCCGGAGACGUGGUAUGAGAUCGUGACAGGACAGAAGUGCCCGGCAGAAGCCAAGAACGACUACCCCAACAUCGGGGUAGCCUUUGACGCCAGCUCUAGAUUGCGGCGUGCGGGCAUUGAAUGGUACCACAACGAACUGACGACGCAAUGGAUGCAGUCUCACGGCGGCGUUGUGCCAUUCUGCCACCUGCCGGUGAGCCUUCAAGGCGGCGCGACGGCCCUUGUGGAGGCAAAGUCGUGGCAGACGGUGCAAGCCGAGGACAAGAUACCUUCGCAACCGUCGGCAGAGUCCCCGACUGUGCGGGUGGUGGCAAUCAGCGACACGCAUCUCCUGCACCACCUUUUACCGAAGCUUCCCCAAGGAGAUCUUCUGAUACACUGCGGAGAUCUCAGCUACGAGGAGUCGCGAUCACAGGAUGCCAGGGAGUUCGAUGAGAAGUGGCAGGAGUUGGGCGAGAAUUUCCCCGAGUUCCUGAAGUGGUUUGAGUGCUCCGGGCUCGCAGCGGCCAAAGCCCUGCGAUGGCUCGGAAGCGAGGGCCUCUUCGAGCACCGGGUGCUGGUGGCUGGAAACCAUGACUACAUCCUGGAGCGGAUCGGGGAAAGGAAUGCCCAACUAUUAUGCAAAGCCUUCAAUGUCGACGGCUACCUUCACACAAGGAACCCUCCAACAGACCUCCACUUCAAGUCCGGCUGCAAAGUCACAGUCUGGGGGUCAGGCGUCUCAGCCAAAGCAGGGGUCGGAGGGGAGCGCGCCAUCAAGUCCGGAAACGUGGCCUUCGUCUAUGACAUGGAGGCUGGCGACAGUCAGUUUCGUGAGGAGACCGAGCAUUUGGACGAAGGGUCGGCAGAUAUCAUUGUGAUGCAUGGACCGCCGGCCAACGCGCUCUAUGGGAAGUCUGGCCGGGUGCUAGAAAGCAUUUCGGAGCUGGUGAACUUCGUGAAGCCGACACUCUUUCUGUGUGGCCACGAGCACAAUCCGGACAACUGGAAACUAGAGCAGAAGGUGGUGGACAUGGGCGGAGGAACUCUUGGCGUUAAUUGUGCUUGCACGGGGCGAUGGAACCAGUUCUGCGGCAUGCCCUUUGUAGUUGAUAUCCCUGCCCGGCGGACAGCCGACCCUGGUCCUCAGGGCUUUUGCUCUGUCAUACGGCAAGCGUGUGGUUACGACGGCGAUUGA